This is a messenger RNA of Gavia stellata (red-throated loon), 1314 nucleotides long. RefSeq names its product mucin 1, cell surface associated (gene MUC1). Lineage: Eukaryota; Metazoa; Chordata; Aves; Gaviiformes; Gaviidae. Gene Ontology annotation, cellular component: apical plasma membrane. The record is from RefSeq and is a predicted model, not a curated record. Bases 1 to 1314 code for a protein of 437 amino acids. The transcript is spliced from 7 exons.
AUGGCGUUCACCACCCUUCUGCUGCUGCUGGCGCUGGGCGCAGGUAUGUGUGCCACGCUCACCACCGAGACCACCACAGAGACGACCACGACCGGCACAACCACUACGGAGACGACCACCACUGACACGACCACCACAGAGACAACCACUGAGACAACCACCGCUCCCAUGACCGCCGCUCCGAACAUCACCAUCUCCAAAAACACAAGCGGCAACGGGACCCAAGCCUCCUCCCACACCACAGUCUUCCCCACCACGGGCAACACCACAAACUUCCAGUCCGGCAACAGCUCCUCAGGCAACGCCACAGCCAAGAGCACCGCGGUGCCUGUCUCUAGCAGCGCUGCCAUCUCCCAUGCCAGUGCCACCGCAAGCAGCAGCAACUGGGUCCCCCCCUUCGGCACCAACACAACCAACAGCAGCUCCACGGCUCCCACCUCCCCUGCAGGUGGUGGCACGGUGGUCCCCACCUCCAGCGCCAAAGGCAACGGGAGCAGCAGCACUCAGGUCAUCCCCACACGGAAAACCUCUGUCGCCGCUCAGCGCAGCACGGCUCCCAGGCAUACCCCCACGGCAGUGCUGGGCGGCGGCAGCAGCGCUCCCAACCCCAGCAAAACCACAGGCCUGCUUCCCUCCGCGGUCCAGCUGCUCCGCCGCGUCCCACUGUCCUUCCGCAUCCUCAACAGGAGCUUCAACGAGAGCCUGCGCGACCCCACGUCGAAGGAGUACGUGAGCCUGAGCCACACUGUCUUGACCAUGUUCGAAUACGUCUUUGGCUGCGCGAGCUGCGUGGACAGGCAGACCUACAAGGGAUGCAGCGAGCUCCAUUUCAGCCAAGGCUCAGUGGAGGUGCAGUCCACCCUCGUGUUCGGGCAUGGCAACAACACCGUCACCAGCAAUGCCGCUGAGCAGCAGCUGAGGAACAGCCUGGAUCAGAACGGCUUCAUCAUGGACCUGCAGCUGGCCAGCAUCCAGAGCACUGUGGAGGUGACGUCCCCGGCACCGGUGCCUGUGGUCCCGGAUUGGGCCAUUGCUCUGCUGGUCCUGGUCUGCAUCCUGCUGCUGCUGAGCAUCCUCACCUGUCUUCUGAUGACCACCUGUACCUGCCGCCGGAAAAGCCGAGGGAAGCUGGACCUGUUCAGCACGAAGGACUCUUACCACCCCAUGGCCGAGUACCCCCAGUACCAGAGCCACGGGCGCUACGUGUCACCCAACAGCAAACCCAACCCCUACAGCCAGGUGGCCAGCAGCAAUGGCGCGGGGGCCGGCACCUUCACCUACACCAACCCCACCGCCGCCUCCGACAACCUCUGA